Molecule: messenger RNA, 5601 nt
Organism: Stylophora pistillata
Lineage: Eukaryota; Metazoa; Cnidaria; Anthozoa; Scleractinia; Pocilloporidae
Product: receptor-type tyrosine-protein phosphatase delta
Biological process (GO): protein dephosphorylation
Molecular function (GO): protein tyrosine phosphatase activity; protein binding
Source: RefSeq, a predicted model, not a curated record
AACGUUAUGUGGUGAUGUACGGCUUAUCAAAAGACGGCUUGAAUAAAUGGUUUUCUUCACAAACCACUGAGUACUCGCUGACCGGGCUGGAUGAGUUCACUACUUAUUAUGUUCAAGUGCACGCUGAAACAUCUGUAACCGGGCCUUCUUCCGACAUUAUCACGGCAAGGACAAAUGAGGAUGCUCCCAGCUCUGCUCCAAUCAUUGAUAGAAAAGAAACAAAAGCCGAGGAUGCGCACACCAUAAGAGUCAAGUGGAAUGAAAUUGUAAAGGUGGAUCAAAACGGCUUUAUAUUGGGUUAUGAGGUUCUAUACCGAGAAAAAGGCCAACAAAACAGUUUUAGGUUGAACACAACAACGACAGACACCAUAAUUAGGGGCUUGAAACCAUAUACGGAAUACUGCAUCCAACUUCAAGGGUUCACAAAAGCUGGAAAGUCACAAUUCAGCCCCUGCGUUUAUGUAGAAACAUUGGAGAAAGGUCCAAGCCAACCAGUCAAUGUUCAAGUUCAAGCCGUUUCUUCCGUUGCAAUUCUUGUAAAGUGGGAUGCACCAGCUCACCCUAAUGGAGAAAUAAAAGAGUAUAUAAUAUUUUAUGGAACCAGCGAGGAUGUACAGAAAAAUGAGCGAAAAGUAACUGGAAGCACGCGGAAACGUACUAUAGAUGGCUUGAACAAAUAUACUACUUACUAUGUGAAAGUCAGGGGUAGUGCCUCGAAACCAGGAAAUGCUUCUGAAAUAUUCAGUGUUACAACUCUCGAAGAUAGUCCUGGACCUCCAAAGGAGUUCAGGGCUCAGGUCGUAACCGCUAAUGAUGUUCAUCUGACAUGGCAGAAGCCUGAUAAUUCCAAUGGAAUUGUAAGGUUCUAUUACAUAAAGAUCUACAAUACUAAAACCGGCUUACAGUUCGGAAACCCUAUCAACCAGAGCGCAGACGAGCGAUCACACGUGCAGCACUACAACAGAGUGAUACCAGACCUCAAGUACUAUACAGACUACACGUUCACAAUCCAGGCCGUCACAGUUAAACCUGGGGAAAUGGCUAACGCUACAGCAAGAACAGAGGAAGGAGUCCCAAGUCAGCCUCAAGAUGUCUCUGCGAAACUUGACAAAGGUGGAACUUCUAUUACUGUUUCAUGGAAGGAUCCAAAAGACCACAAUGGAAUUAUCACCAUGUACACGGUAUACUUCGCGGGUAAAAGAGGAUAUGACCCUUCCUUUACAGAUAACCACGAAAUUGUAUUAAGAAACAGCUCUCGGAGCACUGAAAUUGGAGUAGAGAAGUUGAAGCCUGGUACAGAAUAUAGUAUUUAUGUGAAAGCAAGAACAGUCAAAGGAUAUGGAGCCGAAAGUGAUCGUGUGGAGCGGAAAACACCAUCAAAACGUCCACCACGGCCUAAACCUCCCCAAGUUGUCGAAGUUGACGUCACGACAACAACAAUUACGAUUUCGUUAUCGCCAUCCAGUGACCAUAACGGAGAGAUUAUUCGACAUGAGAUCAUAGUAGAAAUGCUUGGAACAGCGAGAGCUCGUCGGGAAACAACCGCGCUCCCGAAGAAUAUAUACGGCUAUGAGGAAGCGCAAACAUAUGGAGAUCGUUUCUACAUUGCGGCUAUGUUUGAAAAACGAAAACUCCCUGCUGAGUUCGUUCUUGGAAAUGGAAAAACAUACGGCGAUUAUAAGAAUGUCCCUCUUAAACCAGGGACGCGAUACAAUGUGUAUGUAAGAGGAGUCACCGAACGUGACGGGAAGUGGCUUUACGGAGAACCAGCUGCUAUCAGUCAGCUGGAAACUGAGGAGUCGCCAGUCGUUAAGGAAGGUGACAAUAUGGUUGGUGUAGUCGCUGGUGUUCUGGGAGCGCUGAUACUUAUCGUGAUUGCCAUCAUAGCAUUUCUUCUGUAUCAAAGAUCCAACAGGCCACCCAAUGCUAACCUUGAUGUGGAAAGUCAGAAGAAACAAAAAAGAAAGCGAAAGGAGUUUGAACUGAGGCGCUCCAGUCUAAAAAAGAAAUUGCUCGCAGCUCCAGGCGAGGUUGUCAACGAUGCAGACCAUCCUCCCAUAACUGUGGACCAGUUUGCCAAGCAUGUGGCAAAGUUGCACAAGUCUGAUGACCGUGGAUACAUGAUUGAAUACAAUAAACUUGACAGUGGCCAGGAGUAUCCCUGUGACGCUGGCUUGAUGCCAGAAAACAAGGCUAAGAACAGAUAUGGCAAUAUUAUUGCAUAUGAUCAUUCAAGAGUCGUCUUGUCCCCGAUCGAAGGGGAGUCUGGCUCAGACUAUAUCAACGCUACAAGAAUUGAUGGAUACAACAAACCCAAUGCAUACAUUGCCUGUCAAGGUCCAGUUCCUCCAACCUUUGACGACUUUUGGCGAAUGGUUUGGGAACAGCAGUCGUCCACAAUAGUUAUGCUGACUAAUCUACAAGAGAGACACAAGUUGAAGUGCCACAAGUACUGGCCGGAUGAGACCCAAGACUAUGGUGACAUAUCUGUAAUGCUUGUCAGGUCAGAGCAUUACUCCGAUUAUAACAUCAGAACAUUUAAUGUCAAACGGGAAAGUGAAAAAGAGGAGAGAGAAGUAAAACAGUUUCAUUUUACUGUGUGGCCAGAUCAUGGGGUACCUGAAUACCCAACUGCCUUGCUGGCCUUCAGAAGACGAGUUAGAGCAUAUAACCCGGCUGAUGCUGGACCACCCAUUGUGCACUGCAGUGCUGGAGUUGGUAGAACAGGUACGUUCAUGGUUAUCGAUAGCACGCUGGACAGAAUCAAGGCAGAAAGUACAAUAGACAUUUUCAACUUUGUGGCUUACUUGCGAUCACGUAGGCCAGCCAUGGUUCAAACUGAGGAACAAUAUACAUUCUGUCAUGACGCUAUUCUAGAAGCACUACAGUGUGGCAACACACAGAUCUAUGCUCAUGACUUAAGGAUCACUCUCGCUCGGAUGAAUGACGUGGAUCCGGAGACAAAGAUGACUCGUUUUGAGUCUGAGUUCAAGAGACUCAACAAAGUAAGUCCAGUUCUUCACAAAGGGCACUGCAUUGUGGCGUCAUAUCCAGAGAAUAAGGAGAAAAACAGAUCUGCUGAAAUCCUAGCUCCUGACUGCUAUCGUGUGGUGCUCACUGCAAUUGACGACAACGAGUCCACGUCGUACAUAAACGCUGUUCACAUUUCCGGCUACAAGCAACAACAUGCUUUUAUAGUCACGCAACAUCCGCUUACGUCCACCGUGACAGACUUUUGGCGCAUGCUCUGUGAACAGGAGAGUUCCUGUGUUGUGUUGUUUGAUUCAAGAGAGCAAGAAGGGGAUUUCCCAGAAUUCUGGCAAGAUUCUGAAACAGAUGCAAAGACGUAUGACGACAUGUUGACCGUUCAGCGGUUGGCUGCGAACAGCAGCAGCGUGGAUAAUCUAAAAGCAACUUACGACCAAACUGAAAUCACUGAGAAGACAUUUAAAGCCACUGAUCUCAGAACUCCUGAAAAGAGUUUGCGCAUAAAGAUGUUUCAGUACAGCGGUUGGGUGAACGAGAAUGAAGAACCUCCUGCGUCCGGUCUGAUCACUUUAAUAGCAAAGGUCGAGAAAUGGCAACAGCAUUCAGGGAAUGGACCUAUCACAGUUGUUUGUAGUGACGGUCUUGGUCGGAGUGGGACUUUUUGUGCGUUGUACUCGGUGCUGGAACGUUUGAAGAUUGAACAGGUCGUUGAUGUGUUUCAGGCCAUCAAGGCCAUGCGAAUUCCUCGGCCUGGACUGGUGAAGACGGCGGGAGAAUAUAAAUUCGUCCAUUACGCCAUCCAGGAUUACCUAUCAGCGUUUGAUGAUUAUGCGAACUUCAAGCCCUGAAAACGCUUUACAACGGUUUGCCACAGAAUAAGGUUAUGUUAAGCUAUGACAAUCGCGAAAACGAAUCCUGCAACGAUGAUCAAUCGUAGCGGAACACUUUGUCGGAUUAAAAAGUUAUUAUCUAGAAGAAUGUUUCUUACCUGAAUAUAACGUACAAUUAUAAGGACCGUGAAGCAAAGAAUUGUCUGGUUGUUGUUUUGGAGAAUUAAUUGUCAGAUCUUAGAAAUGGAAGUGGUUGAUUUGUAUGAGUUUGUCUAAGUUUCCCAUCUGGAUUGCAUAAAAAGAGAACUAAUUUAUGCCAAUUUUUUUGUGCGGAAACUGUUCGAUCCUUGACUUAAAGUAUGAGUUUCUUUUUAAUGAUUAGGCCCUCUAAGAUAUAAAAAUUGCUUUUGCAUUUGGGCUUUUCUUUUUUUUCAGUAUCUUUUUUUUUUUUUAUUGUAAUUUUUUUUAUUUAGUCAUGGAAGCAGAUUUUUACCGUUACAGUUCAGUUAGUAUUCAAUAGGUGCGCGAAUCUGCAGAAGUGAAUUUUUGCGGGCCGCACAGUAACUUAUUUUGAAAUCCAUAAAAUUUGUAACGAGCUUGCCUAAUUACUUAAUUGGAAAAAGUGUGUGUCCGAUGCAAGUCCGGCUCCAAAAUGAUAAGUCCAGGCUAACCGACGAGAAGCUCUAUUUUGUACCAAGUCAGUCUAUCAUUGGGUAGUCAGUCAUAGAAUAGACGGAGAAAUUUUGAGCGUAGUAACUUCGCUUGAAGGCCCUUUGUAAACCUUUAGCAGAGUAUGUUCUAUAUCUCUAGUUUUAUAGAACUGUUUAUGUUUAAGAGAAAAAAAACUGCUAUCAGUAGAGAUUACACGUUCAAAGUUGUGUAAUUUGUCAACCUUAGCUUUUAUGAUUAAGAAGACUAAAAAUGUAUUUAAAUGUCUUUGUCGGAAUUGUAGUCUAAGCAUUUAGAGCAAUUGGAAAUCGAGUGUCAAGAGAAAUCUAGGAUUGAUUUGUUUUUCCAUUGCUUCGUUAUGUGAUUGGCCCAGAAAACUUGCGUCUAUCUUUCAACCAAUCAGGUUCAAAACUACAACCAACUCAAUCAAUCGCUAAUUUUCAUCGGCUCGUCUUAAUAUAUUCCUUGUAAUGAUUGGCUGUUAUGGUCGCUUUGGUUUUGGUUAUACGACACUCGAUCAAAAAUUGUUUUAUUGCAUAUUAACGUGAAGCUUAUAUUUCAUUGGUAACUUAUGAAGACUAUAUGUAGAACUAUAGUUCUUGAAAUAUGUGUGUGAAAGUCUUUUUACAUGAGAAGUUAAUCGUAACAUUAAAAGAUAUAAGAUGGUGACUUUUUACAGAUUAUGUUGUAAUUAGGACCUCGUAUUAAAUAAGUCUGCGUCGAGGUGUUUGCAUGCGGGUAAGUUUCUGCGAAGCGUCAACUGAAAGGAAAGAAUUCAGUAAAAUGUGAAGAGAUUGCUGUAAGAACUUGAUUAGUCUUUAGAGAGAAUGUUUUCAAAAUUUAGCUGUAUUUAGUAGAGAUUUAUGUAUAGAUAUACGAGUAAAACAUAAUGGCAACAGUUCCAAACAAAGAUUUGGUUAUUAUUUUUCUACUAGGAUUUGAGUGGACAAAUAGAUCAAAAUCAAGGCAGUAAUUAAGAUUUUAUUUUCCCGUCAUUUAUUGGUACGAUUUUACAUUGAUAAAAACGAAAUUUAAUGCUCUUCUGUAGUGAAAUUAUAAUUGUUUCGGGAAGACGAAAUAAAGAAUGUUCAAUGAAAUGUUUUUUUUUUCCUAC